AUGGAUAGAGAGACUAGACAUGAUGUCUACAGCGCUGAAACAAUGCGGGAGACUGAAUACCCUAUGCUCAAAGGGGAGACAUAUCUCGACCAUACCGGUACGACUCUCUACGCACAAUCCGCUCUCAAAAGCUUCAUCGACGAAAUGUCCGUCAGCCUCCUUGGAAAUCCACACUCAGAUUCGCGGUCGUCGCAACUCUCAACAAAGAAGGUCGAAGAGGUUCGAAAACGGACAUUGGAGUUUUUCAACGCCGACCCGGAGCAUUUUGAUUUAGUUUUUGUUAUGAAUGCUACUGCGGCGAUUAAACUCGUUCUCGACGCAUUAAAGGAUGUACCCGUGUCCCAGGGCCCAGAGAAGACCCCCCGGGGGUCGGGGCUCUGGCUCGGAUACCAUGUUGAGUCCCAUACAAGCAUUGUGGGUAUGCGCGAACUGGCGAAUGCAGGACAGCAUUGCUUCGUCUCAGAUGAUGAAGUCGAGUCCUGGCUCAGAUCUGAGCCUCCCAAGGACAAGUCUGGUGGAUGUCCAGGGCAAAAGUCGGAAACCUUCCAAGUGGGUUUAUUCGCGUACCCAGGGCAGUCAAAUAUGACUGGACGCCGACUGCCUCUUCACUGGCCGGAGGUCCUACGCCAAUCAGAAUAUGGCUCCUGCCAGCGGGUGUUCAGUCUUUUGGAUGCCGCAGCUUUGGCACCGACCAUGUCACUAGACUGCUUCAGAGAUCCGGAGAAAGCCCCCGACUUCACAGCCGUCAGCUUCUACAAGAUCUUCGGCUUUCCCGAUCUAGGAGGGUUGAUCGUGCGCAAGAAAUCCGCACAUGUGCUGCUGCAGCGUUCCUAUUUCGGUGGCGGCACCGUUGAGAUGGUCACCUGCUCCGACCAGCCGUGGCAUUCUCGGAAGGUAACCUGCAUCCAUGAGGCGCUCGAGGAUGGCACGGUGCCAUUUCAUAAUAUCAUUGCUCUCGGGUGUGCUCUUACUACACAUGAGCAGCUGUAUAUAUCCCAGGAGCAUGUGUCUUGCCAUACAACCCGCCUCACUGCACGCCUCUACGAGCUCCUCUCUUCUAUGCGCCACCCGAACGGCGUGAAAGUAUGCGAGAUUUAUAAAGAUCAUUCUGCCACAUAUGGCGACAGUAAAACUCAAGGUGGUAUCAUCGCAUUCAACAUCCGCUCUGAUGAAGGCCGGUGGCUAAGCCUCUCUCAUAUCGAGAAGGCAGCUAAUGAGCAUCGAAUCCAUCUUCGAACGGGCACCGUCUGCAACCCGGGGGGUCUAGCAAAGAUACUAAACCUGGAGCAGUGGGAGUUGUUUCAGAACUACACGGCCGGUGUUCGAUGCGGAUGUCGCAGCGUGCUCAUUGGAUAUAAGCCUUCGGGUAUAAUUAGAGUCAGCUUGGGCGCCAUGAGUACUAUAAGCGACGUCAAGAUAUUCGUGAGGUUUAUCCGCGACCUCUUUGCAGCUGGACCUCUUCCUCUGCUUACACCCGCGCCUCUUCCCUCGCCGCAGAGCCUUCGAGUGCAUACUCUGAUGGUUUACCCAAUCGAGGGCUGCGCCGCAUAUACCGUGCCAGAGAACAAACCCUGGCAGGUCAAUUCGACCGGUCUGCAGUGGGACCGCCAAUGGUGUCUAGUCAACUUGCGAACCGGAUCAAUCGUCGAUAAGAAGGAGGCUCCGCGCAUAUUGCUUAUUGAGCCUGAGAUUGACUUCGAAAAUGGGAUUCUGCGGAUCAGUGUCCACCACUCACUGCAGCAAAGCCACCCUAAACUGCAAGGCACUAUGGAAGUUCCACUGUUCCAUCCCAGUGAAAGGAAGGCCCGCAAAAAGGUGGACAGCUGUAAAUAUUGGAGCACUGUCAUUCGGGAGGUCAGGCAUCCAUCCUACAACAACGACCCUCAGCAUGUUCACAUCUACCAAUCGUCCGAUCUCGCUACCUUUUUGACAAACGCCCUUGCCUUUCCCUGUACGCUUGCAAGACCUCUUCAUCCGGAAUGUCUAACGGAAUGCCCUUCGGAGCGACCCUCUAUCAAACAUUUGCCGGAGGUGACAGUCUGUUCCAGCCAGGAUCUCACGAUUGAUCAAUACCCGAUGCCAUUCCCACAUAAAGAGGAGAGUGGCCAAUCCCGACCAAAGGCUAUAGCUUUGAUGGAGAUCCUGCGGGUCAAUGCGCUUAUGUAUUCCAAUCUAGCGUCUGGAAAGCCGCAAUGGUACCUACUGCGUAUUGGACGGAGGGAUCUAGAUGGAAAUAACAAGACGCGUGUCAUCCAUUACGGGAGUAUGAAGGCAAUUGAAGUAACCGCGGAGCGACAAGGGCCCGAGAUAUUUGAGGCGACGAGCCCCGUGGUCAAGAUCUUGUGGAGUGAAAAUAGUGGUAGUGAUGAUGAUGCGAGUGUUAUGGACCCACUGGAUAGAAUGCUGCCAGUUCAAACUGGUCAGAUUAUUCAGGUCUAG
Penicillium griseofulvum is the source of this 2439-nucleotide messenger RNA. RefSeq names its product Pyridoxal phosphate-dependent transferase, major region, subdomain 1. The transcript is spliced from 2 exons. The coding region runs from base 1 to 2439 and encodes 812 amino acids. Gene Ontology annotation, biological process: molybdopterin cofactor metabolic process. Lineage: Eukaryota; Fungi; Ascomycota; Eurotiomycetes; Eurotiales; Aspergillaceae. Gene Ontology annotation, molecular function: molybdenum cofactor sulfurtransferase activity. The record is from RefSeq and is a predicted model, not a curated record.